Messenger RNA from Leguminivora glycinivorella, 1410 nucleotides. RefSeq lists its product as uncharacterized. Bases 232 to 1332 code for a protein of 366 amino acids. The transcript has 2 exons. Lineage: Eukaryota; Metazoa; Arthropoda; Insecta; Lepidoptera; Tortricidae. The record is from RefSeq and is a predicted model, not a curated record.
CAUCUGCACGGGGUGUCUUCUUCAUACAAUAUAAGAACGUUAAUUGCCCGAAGCACACAUAAAUGACGAGAUGUGAUGCGUUCGUCCUGUAUGGGGUCGAUACCUUCACGACAAAAUCUCUUCGAUAAGAUAUGCUGUGUUAUGUUGCGAGGCAUCUGUAUGGGAUGUCUUCUUCAUACAUUAUAAGCACGCUUUGUCCAAAUGGGACUAAGUAAUGCUAGAUUUACCUAAAUGGGCAUUCGCAUAUCGUUACAGAACAAGUCUGUACUCGUUCGGCUGGAGAGGCGCGCACCGGCGCGGCGAUACCGUCGGCGGGGCCGAGCGGCGAGUCAGCGGAGCCUGUGCCGGGGCCGAGCGGCGUGUCGUCGCGGCCCGCGGGGAGGCCCGGCGGCGAGUCGGCGGAACCCGUGGCGGGCCCGAGCGGCGUGUCAAUACAUCGCGCGCGCGGACGCCGGCCCUACAGCAUCGAGCCCCUCGCCGGCACCAGCGACGGCCGCAGCUCCUGAGGUUCCUUGUGCACCAGAGGUCGCUGACCUCGCGCUAAACGAAGACGUUCUUUUAUUGCUGGGUGACGCGCCUGAACCGGAGGUUGAUUUUGGUAAACCCGUACAUAAGGAUAUCGCCUCCAGGUGGCAGGAAAUCCUUAUUAAGGGCCUCCCGAAAGAAGUAACUGAGAAUUUGCUCAAGGAAUACUUGAUUCCACAAAACUGUGACUUUCUAGUCCCUCCUAUUCUUAACCCAGAGGCUAAAGUAGCUUUAUCUGACUUUAUGGUAAAAAGAGAUGCCGCAUUAUCGGCAAAACAGAAACAAAUAGGUAUUGCUCUAGCUGCCUUGUCCCAAGUGGUUGAAUUAGUAAUAAAUAAGGAAACUUCGACACAGAAAAUACUUAAACCAUUGGGCGACGCUUGUCGUGUUCUUUGCGAUAGUCAUUUUUGUGAAACUAAGACCCGUCGUGGGUUCGUAACUGCAGCCAUUAACGCUGAUGUUAAAGAUAUUAUUACCGAAAGUCCUCGAGACAAAUUUUUAUUCGGUAGCAAUAUAACUGAGCAAUUAAAAUCGGCUAAAUGUAUUAAAGAAUCAGGAUCUGUUUUAAAGCAAAGCAAAAAUGAAAAAUCUCAAAAGUUCAAUGUUAAUAACUUCAUUAAACGUAAAAACUAUAACAAUACACAGUAUAGCAGCCGUUUAAACUGGAAGACAACGCCUCGAAGAGCCCCCAACAGACAGGAGCACCGGAGACCUUCGACGCGUCGUCCGGCGACGAGAGCGAGCUUUCAACGGAGGGAGAAGUCGGAGCGGUCGCCGAGCCGGAGCAGGCGGGCCAGGAGGCGCUAGUACCCGAGAUCUGCACACAGUCUGCACAAGACUCUUAUCCUGGUUGCCGUCAAAUUAUCCGGCAGGCGUUACUGAAAC